This is a messenger RNA of Platichthys flesus (European flounder), 1246 nucleotides long. RefSeq lists its product as uncharacterized. Lineage: Eukaryota; Metazoa; Chordata; Actinopteri; Pleuronectiformes; Pleuronectidae. The transcript is spliced from 5 exons. The record is from RefSeq and is a predicted model, not a curated record. Bases 7 to 699 code for a protein of 230 amino acids.
GUGUUUAUGACUUUUUACUCUGUCCCUCAUCUCCUCCUCAUCUCUUCCUCAUCUCUUCUUCAUCUCUUCCUCGAUACAUCAGUGUCCUGCUCUGCUGCCAACAUGAGGAACCUGAUCUCUGUGGCUGUGAUCCUUCAUGUAGCGUUCACAGCAGCAGGCCUACAACUCGGCGGAAAAGAAGUGGAGUUUGGAGACAUGAUUGCUUAUAAACCUGAGUUUGGAUGGGAUACUACUGAUUAUCAGCAUUAUGCUACUUUUGUGGGGGACGGAUAUCCUGGAGGAAACACAUUUGAACGCCAAGACGUAGAGCCAUCCUGCGUUUUCUCGCCAAUCAAUAUGUCUAGAAAUCCUCAUGUUUUCAAUUUCCUCGACGGAUAUGUGGAUAAAAAGGGAAAGGUGUACACCAAAGGCAAUGAAACUGAAAUGAAGGCCCGCAUCGAAGAGACACGUGCCGACUGUGGAUUGUAUGAUGCUGUCUGCAACAAUUGUGAACACCUUGCUACCUAUGUGCGUUACGGAGAGAAGAUAUCAAUACAGUUCAACAUGACUGGUGGACGGCUCCUCUGCAAACUACGCCCAGAGUGUGAACACAUGUGGAAUUACGUGGAGAAAACGAAUGAGUCACAAUAUAACGCCGCCUCCUCAGUCAACCCAGUCGGAUUGACUUCUGUCUUAUUGCUCUUUUCUUAUGUGAUAUGAGUUUUUGAACAAAAAAACUGAGCAAGUACUCUGGGUCUAGUACUGCUUCUGUUGAUAAGGUAUGGAUAUGAGAAGUACCUUUGUUGCUUCAAAUAAAUGAGCAGGAUAUUUCAGCACUGAGUGUCCACCAGAAUCAUUACAGUUAUACAUCAAAGAUACAUAUACAACGUGGUAAAUAUUAAAUAAAUACUUGAUAUGGUCUGAUUUAAAGUAAAUUACAGCAUAAAGUACUGUGUGCAUUAGUGCGUGGAUAUCAUGUAACAGGUGGUGUCGUACAAUUGGUCCAGGUGGAAGGUGAAGGUGGGCGUGGACUCGAUCAGGCUCCACCCCCUCCAAAUAUGGUUACUCUUGAUUUCAAAAAUCGACCAGCUUCUGCUUUAGACCUGGUAGAGUCAAAGUUCAGGUCUGAUAGAUUUCAAAGUGACAUUUCUCUUUUAUUUUUUGGCUCAACUCUCCCUUUAAGGACAGAGUAUCUGAAUCUGCAUCUGCUUAUUGUCAGUGGUUGUUUUUUGUAAUAAAAUAAAAUAAAAUGUUGUUCUUCUCAUUA